Messenger RNA from Nelumbo nucifera (sacred lotus), 956 nucleotides. RefSeq lists its product as uncharacterized. The record is from RefSeq and is a predicted model, not a curated record. NCBI's taxonomy places the organism in Eukaryota, Viridiplantae, Streptophyta, Magnoliopsida, Proteales, Nelumbonaceae.
UCCCAACAUGAGUUGAGUUGAUAUCCAGCUUCAAAAGGAGAACUCGCUCGUUUUCGUAUAUACAAAUCACGACAACAACCAGCUAGGUACUGGAGUGUGGAAAUCUGGAACCUUCUCCCGCUUCAACUCUUAACGACUCCCAAAGGGCAGGCCACAAUUAAUCUUAACUGACGCCCAGCAAUCUGGUUUCUUUCUUUGUCGAGUUUCUUUCCGCCAUUACCACUUCUCAUCUUAAUUAUCAGGAAUCAGGAUCACCAGUCGUCGUCGUUAUGUAUCGUCACCAUCACCAUCGUAUAUAAGAAAACAAUAUCAUCAACCAAAUACCGUUCCUCGUCCUCUCCUUCUCUACCGCCGGUGAAAAAUGUCAGCUCGGCAGGUAGAAUCCGAUGAUGCUGGCUGUUCGUCUUACUACUCAGUCCUCGGCAUAUGUAGCAAUGCCUCCGCUACUGAAAUUCGCACUGCUUAUCGGAAGCUCGCUUUGAAAUGGCAUCCAGAUAAGUGGAUGAGAAAUCCCAAGGUCGCUGGAGAAGCCCAAUACCGUUUCCAGAAAAUCCAAGAAGCUUAUUCUGUUUUGUCAGAUAAAGGGAAGAGGUCAAUGUACGACGCUGAAUUGGUUCAUCUCUUCCAAGAUGAAGACGAUGGAUUUUCGGAUUUUAUGCAAGAAUUACUGUCGAUGGUGGAGAAAGCAAGGCCCCAGGGUGAAAGUUUGGAGGAGCUUCAAAAGAUGUUGGUAGAAAUGGCGAGAGAAGAAGGUAUUACGUACGGGAUCGACGGUGAAGCUGAUCGCCAUGCCCAUGAUAGGAAAAGGACACGUGUCUCACGUUCAUAACUCUUCCAAUACUUUUUUAUUUUUGGAAAACAAAUAAUUAUCAAUAGCAUGUAGUUUUUGCAGGUUCAUUUCUGUGUCAUCAUUUUGUUUGUUGAUUCAAAGGUUUUGAAUCCUGAUUCCUGAAUGA